UAUCCUACCAUCUUCCCUUCCACUCAUUCAACUGCCACCUUCUGCUAACUGAUCCACAACCAUAGGAGCAGCACCAAAGCACUGGUUGCCGCUUCCUUCAAAAAUGGCCACCGCCGGAACCGCCGUUCUUCCCAAAUCCAUCUCAGCCUUUCCCACCAAUCCAACUUCUUCAACCCAUUUCCCCAAUCUCUGCUUCUCCGACCACAACCAUCUCCCCACCAAACCCAGAAAACCUAGCCGCGGCCUCCUCCUCCACCGCCCAAAUGCCAAGAAGAACCCCUGGCUCGACCCCUUCGACGACGGCGACGACCCCGACUUGGAGUACGGAUCGCUGUUCGCCGACGGGAAGCAGGAAGAAGAUCCCAGGCCACCCGACAACCCCAAAAAUCCGUACGGAUUCCUCAAGUUCCCGAUGGGGUACAACGUGGAGAUCGCUUCCCUGGGGCUGAAGAUCAGGGGCGACGUUCGGCGAUGCUGCUGCGUCAUCUCGGGUGGCGUGUACGAGAACUUGCUGUUUUUCCCGGCCAUUCAGUUGAUUAAGGACCGGUACCCCGGGGUUCAGGUGGAUGUGGUGGCGUCGGCCAGAGGAAAGCAGAGCUACGAGCUGAACAAGAAUGUGAGGUGGGCUGAUGUUUACGAAACGGACAAUGACUUCCCCGACCCAUCUGAGUACACUGACAUGGUCGGACUAAUGAAGAGUAGGUAUUACGAUAUGAUCCUAUCAACCAAACUGGCGGGGCUCGGCCAUGCUGCAUUCUUGUUCAUGUCAACCGCCCGAGAUAGAGUCAGCUACGUAUACCCAAACGUAAAUGCUGCCGGAGCCGGAUUGCUUCUAUCGGAAACAUUCGUUCCGCCCAGCAUGAACCUUUCCGAGGGCGGAUACAACAUGUAUCACCAGAUGCUCGAUUGGCUGGGAAGGCCGGCUCGGAACGUGCCUAGGCAUCCUGUGCCGCCGCUCAAGGUGUCGAUUUCCAGGAAGCUGAGAGGGGUUGUAGAGGCCAAGUACAAGAACGCCGGAGCGGAGAAAGGAAAAUUUGUGGUGAUCCAUGGCAUACAAUUCGAUUCGAAAGCUUCGAUGCAGUCCAGGGGAGACGCCGAUAGCUUGCUGCCGAUCCAAGCUUGGGCUGAGAUUGCCGAGGCAAUAAGGGGAGCGAGGCCGGUUUUCGUGAUCCCGCACGAGAAAGAGAGGGAAGAUGUCGAGGACGUUGUCGGAGACGACGCCAGUAUCGUUUUCAUCACUACUCCGGGCCAGCUGGCUGCUCUGAUCAAUGACUCCAUGGGAGUAAUAGCGACGAACACUGCGGCCAUUCAACUUGCGCAAGCGCGCGACAAGCCCUGCAUCGCUUUGUUUUCAUCCGCGGAGAAGGGGAAACUGUUUGUGCCGGACGCAGAAGAGAAAAAAUGCACGAUUGUUUCGUCGAAGACGGGGAAGCUGAUCGACACCGACAUUGAAGCUGUUAAGAACGCGAUCAAGAUUUUUGACAGGCCCCUGGCUCUUGUCUAGAGGACGACUGCUAUUUUGUUAACUUUUCUUUUUCUUUGCACCACUGCAAAUCCAAGCCAAAGCCAUAUAAGCAUUGAUUUCUUUCCUAAUUGGUAGCUUCUCUCUCCA
Molecule: messenger RNA, 1612 nt
Organism: Diospyros lotus (date-plum)
Lineage: Eukaryota; Viridiplantae; Streptophyta; Magnoliopsida; Ericales; Ebenaceae
Product: photosynthetic NDH subunit of subcomplex B 1, chloroplastic
Exons: 6
Coding region: 104-1504 (466 amino acids)
Biological process (GO): photosynthetic electron transport in photosystem I
Cellular component (GO): NAD(P)H dehydrogenase complex (plastoquinone); chloroplast
Source: RefSeq, a predicted model, not a curated record